UUGGCGAGGCGCGGCGGGGCAGGGGGCGGUCCUGGGCGCCGCCGCCGUUCGGCGAGAGGAGGAGCGAAGCCCCGCGCGGCGGCCUGGGGCUGCCGGGGGCGGGAAGGCCUGGGGAGGCGGGCACGGCACCGCUCGGAGGCCUGCGACGGCCCCAACGGCUGCGGCGGGGAGGGCCGGGAGCCCGCGGCGGGUAGCCGGGCUGUGGCGGGAGGGGAGGGCUUGGAGCCGCCGCCGCCGCUGCUGCUGCGUGCCGGGGAGCUUAGCGGCUCGGCUGAACCCACAGGUAUGCUGGCGGGCGGCGAGGAGAGGACGGUGUAACUCUGCGGGAAGAUGAAACCGAGCGCCGUGGAGGCCGCCGACAAAGGAGCGCGUCCCCCAGAUGGAAUGCAAGCAAAACCAGAAAAGAUAAGAUCUUCUCUGAAGAAUGUGAAAAAAGAUACAGGAAAAACAGAGAAAUUUAGAUAUAAGCCCCUCACUGGGAAGGUGUUUUACCUCGAUAUUCCUUCAAAUGUGAUCUCUGAAAAAAUAGGAAAGGACCUCAAAGAGCUAGGAGGGAGAGUGGAGAGUUUUCUGAGUAAAGAUAUCAGCUAUCUGGUGUCUAAUAAAAAGGAGGCAAAAUUUGCAGCAAAUCUUGGUCAGAUUUCUCCUGUUCCUAGCCCAGAAUCUGCACGUAACGGAGGAAACAGUUCACCUCAUCCUAGCAGCCGAAAAGAUCGACAUGAUGGAAGUUCAUUUAAGAUAGCAGAUACAGUACGUAUGAGUAGAGGAAAAUCCCUAGUUGAAAAAGCAAUCAAAGAGCAGGACUUAAUCCCCUCUGGUAGUAUACUAUCCAAUGCUUUGAGUUGGGGAGUGAAGAUACUUCAUAUUGAUGAUGUUAAGAAUUACAUUGAACAGAAGAAAAAGGAGCUCUACCUAAUCAAAAGAGCAGAGAGUUCUUUUAAAGAUGUGGGAAAACAAGUCACUUCUCAAAAGUCAAGAAGUAGACUGAAAAAUCCAUUUGUCAAGGUGGAAGAUAGAAGUCGCCACUACCGACCCUUUUAUCUGCAGCUACCUGCUUUUCCAGUUCUGAACUACUGUGUUCCAAAACCAUAUAGUCCAUUUGAGGUGGAUAAGAAGCAUCCUUCUGGUCAAAAGCAAACUCAGUCUAAGCAAAGAAAAAUAAAUAGUGACAAGGACUGUGGAACUCCUGUUCAACUCCCUCAGAAGGACAAAAAAAAGAGAGGAUACUGUGAAUGUUGUGGGAAGAAAUAUGAAGAUCUGCAAACACAUCUUGAAAGUGAACAGCACCAAAAUUUUGCACAAAGCACACAGUAUCAAGUUGUUGAUGAUAUAAUCUCAAAGUUUGUUUAUGAGUUUGUUGAGUACAAAGAUGAUGCAAAAAAAAUAAAAUGGACAAAAUGUAGUACAGGAUAUUUUUCUCCUAUUAUUGGAAAGAUAACUAGACCAGAUGAGUUGAAAGAACGACUGAAAAAGCAACGCCUUUCAUUGAAAAGCUACUCGUGGAAGGAUACGGCAAUGCGGGCACUUAAACUGGAUCGCCAGCCCGCAGAAGUACAACCAAAUUCUGUGCCAAUACCUCGCGCUAUUUCUGGAUCUGUUUGUUCAGUUCUUUAUUGUCACCUGUCGCAACCUUCAGAACUAAAAAGUAAGUUCAGAAAUAAUGAUGAAAAUAUUAAAACAGAGUGUUCCUGUGCUGUAAACUUAAGAGAAACUGUUGUAUCAUCAAAUUUCAUAAAACCACUCCCUCAGAAAGAUGACAGAGCAUACACAGAGAACUUGUCUCAAGCCUAUCAGUCAUUCAGUAAAGAAAUACUGGAACCAGAAGUAGAUAAAAGGAAUUUACAGUGUGCUCAGGAAGGCAUGUGUACUUUAUAUUCUCAUACUCAAGGUAUAGAUUUUAGUGAAAAAGACAGAAACCUCUCACAGCCAAAGCGAAAAUUAAAUAAUGCAGUAGUUCUACCAGCAAAGUGUUUGAAAAAAACAGAUGCCAAUCCUACAUUUGUCAAGAAACAUCAUGAUUUAUGUGAUAAUCAUCAACUGAUACAGCACAACAUAGUUCUGGAGGCCGAGGUAUCUGAUACUGCUAUAAACAAAGAACUUAAUGAAUUGGCUGCCAGCACAGCACACAGUUCACCGUCUGGAAAGCUGCAUAGAAAAGUGAAGCUUUAUUUGGGAAGAAAUAAAAGAGAAAACUGGAAACAGAACACAGAGUUAUGCAUAAAGUAUACAGAUAGACUGUCUGUUCCUGAAGAGAAGAGAAGUGCUUGUAGCUCACCAGCACAGGCCCUACUGGAAUUAUUUCAGACAAGCGAAAGAAACUCAGAAUUUGGAGGUUUUUCAAGUUACACUGAGAACAAAGGUUCAACUAGCAUAAAAGAUAUAUGGGAAGGGCAGAAUACAAAUGUUACGUGGUCUUUAUUUUCUUCUUCAUCCUCAUCCCCAUUUGUUGGAUUUUAAUGCUGCUUUAUUUAAUACAAUGAUUUUCAAAUAAACUUGCAAAUUUAAGAUUUUAUUCAUGGAGUCUUUAGUAGCUGUAUUAUAUGUACAGAUGGUUUGGUUUUCAACUUUUUUAAUGCAAAAGCUUUGUAUAUGUAAAGAUGAAAAAUAAAACUGAGCUGCUUUUUG
Molecule: messenger RNA, 2625 nt
Organism: Tyto alba (common barn owl)
Lineage: Eukaryota; Metazoa; Chordata; Aves; Strigiformes; Tytonidae
Gene: DBF4
Product: DBF4 zinc finger
Exons: 12
Coding region: 331-2457 (708 amino acids)
Biological process (GO): positive regulation of nuclear cell cycle DNA replication; regulation of cell cycle phase transition
Cellular component (GO): nucleus; Dbf4-dependent protein kinase complex
Molecular function (GO): zinc ion binding; nucleic acid binding; protein serine/threonine kinase activator activity
Source: RefSeq, a predicted model, not a curated record